UUCAGGAGAGGGAGGGUAAUGUGAGGGAUAAGGCUAGGGAGGAGGUAGACAGUAACUGUAGAGGGCUUGCACUAAAGUUUGGAAGCUCAUCAUCACUCAGUGAUCUACAGUCUGACACACUUAAAGAAGACUUCUCUAAAGUUCAGAAAGAACUUAGAAGACAAACUGGAUCUUAUGCUUCUAUAACCUAAACAAAGUGUUCACUACUGGAUUUUUACUGCUCUGAUAGACAGUGACAAGAGGAAACACUUGGCAAACUCGAGGAGUGAGAUUUCCAGGACUGUCAGGAGUUCAGAGGAAACAAUUUGCUGCAGUGGAAGCUUAGGCAGGGAGGAGCUGAAUUUGUCCUUCUCUCUCGGGAUCCCCUUUAUUUUUUUGACAGUUGGCUUGUUAUUUCUUUUGUACAAGAGUGGAGAAAAAGACAAGGAUACACUGAAAAGGAGAUCAUGGAAGUAAAUCCUAUUCCUGUAAUUACAGUCCAGACAGUCCCCUAUGAUGACCAGAAGCCAGGGAGCAAUGGGUUUAGAAAGCCAACAGCAGUGUUUGAAAGUAAAAGGAACUAUCUGCAGAACUUCAUCCAAAGUGUGCUGUCCUCUAUAGAUCUUCGGGACCGCCAAGGCUGCACCAUGGUGGUGGGCAGUGAUGGCAGGUACUUCAGUAAGACUGCCACAGAGGUCAUUGUACAGAUGGCAGCAGCCAAUGGGAUUGGACGAUUAGUCAUUGGUCUGAAUGGAUUGUUGUCUACUCCUGCUGUGUCCUGCAUAAUUCGGAAAAUCAAGGCAACUGGUGGAAUUGUUCUGACAGCUAGCCACAAUCCUGGAGGGCCUGGUGGAGACUUUGGAAUCAAGUUUAAUGUUGCUAACGGAGGUCCUGCUCCAGAUGCUGUAACAGACAAAAUUUUUCAAAUCAGUAAAACUAUAGAGGAGUAUGCUAUUUGUCCUGACCUGCAAAUUGACCUCUCAAGGGUAGGAAGACAAGAGUUUGACCUGGAAAAUAAAUUUAAGCCAUUUAGAGUUGAAGUAGUGGAUUCAGUGGAGGUAUAUCUCAAUUUACUCAGAACACUUUUUGACUUUAAUGCUAUCAAAAGCUUGCUUACUGGACCCAACCAACUGAAAAUAAGAAUUGAUGCCAUGAAUGGAGUAAUGGGUCCAUAUGUCCGACGAAUUUUGUGUGAUGAAUUAGGAGCACCUGCCAACUCUGCAGUCAACUGUGUCCCUCUUGAAGAUUUUGGUGGGCAGAAUCCUGACCCUAACUUAACAUAUGCCACUGGGCUUCUGGAGGCUAUGAAGGGAGGGGAACAUGGAUUUGGAGCUGCAUUUGAUGCUGACGGAGACAGAUACAUGAUUUUAGGACAAAAUGGAUUCUUCCUGAACCCUUCUGAUUCCUUAGCAAUAAUUGCUGCCAACCUCUCCUGUGUACCCUACUUUCGGCAAAUGGGAGUUCGAGGUUUUGGGAGAAGUAUGCCAACAAGUACAGCCAUUGACAGAGUUGCAAAACUAAUGAAAGUCCCAGUGUAUGAAACGCCAACCGGCUGGAAAUAUUUUGCAAAUUUAAUGGACACUGGGCGGUGUUCACUUUGUGGAGAAGAGAGUUUUGGCACAGGUUCGGAUCACCUUCGAGAAAAGGAUGGACUCUGGGCUGUAUUAGUAUGGCUCUCGAUUAUGGCAGCUCGAAAACAAGGUGUGGAAGAAAUUGUAAAAGAACACUGGACAAAGUUUGGGCGCCAUUAUUACUGCAGAUUUGACUAUGAUGGUCUAGAACCCAGAACAGCAUUUUUUAUCAUGAAGGACAUGGAGAACACAAUAACAGAGAAGUCUUUUGCCAGUCAGCAGUUUGCUGUGGGGAGCAAUGUGUACAGUGUAGAGAAAACUGACAGCUUUGAAUAUGUGGACCCAGUGGAUGGAACUGUAGCAAAGAAACAGGGACUCAGAAUUAUAUUUGCAGAUGCAUCAAGGAUUAUAUUUAGACUCAGUGCCUCAGGCUAUGUGGGAACCACUCUGCGAAUUUAUGCUGAAAGCUUUGAGAAAGAUCCAGGCAGGCACAAUAGGGAGCCACAGGCUGUCCUGGGUCCUCUUAUAGCUAUUGCUUUGAAGCUUUCCCAGAUUCAUGAGAGGACUGGCCGAAAAGGACCUACUGUUAUCACUUGAACACUUCCUACAAAAAUCACCCAGGGCCAAAGACAAGUGUGUGUGAUUGGGAGAGAUUAAUACUGUUUUGUUACAUAACCUACAAUAUUUUUCAGUAAAUGUUUAGUCCCAGAAGAAUUUAUAAUAAUGGUUCAUGUUCCUCAUAGACACUAUGUAAAAAGCAAUCAUGUACCCUUUAGUCAUGAAAUAAUGAGCCUUGUUUAUAAAGAAGUGUCAGUGUUAUUCAAACAUCCAAUCAAAUUUGAGCUGUGUUUUUUUUUUUUUUAGGAAGAGUAGCAGGGGAAAGGAAAAUGCUACUGGUUCCCAUUGGCAUGAACAUACUGCUCAGUGCUCACAUACACUUUUAAUACAUGGGGUUCAAUUGUGGCUAACAUAAAGGUGAACACAUUCAUUUAUCAGUACUGCGUGAAGCCAUUGGUCUUGUAAUGUUUAAGUCACUUUUUCACUUUUGAUGAAGAAAGAUCAAUGCAGAAUCAGCAUUUUGAACUUUACACAAACAUGACACUUUUUGUGACACGCUAGCCAUUGACUGAGAAAUAAAUACACACCACAAAUAUGCACAUUACUGUAUUUAAUGUUUGUAUCACUGUGAUAAAUCUCUGUGUUUACUAUUUUUUAAACUGAUCAAUUCCUCUUUCUUCCAAACCAAAAAAAAUGAAGACACUUUGAAACUUCAGAGGCACAAAGGCACCUGUUCAUAUCUGUAAAGCUAAUAGAAUUCUGCCUGCCAACAAUACUUUCUCAAGUGGAUGGUAGUGUGCUGUAUAUAUAUAGAAAAAGCAUUCAAUGGUGGUGGACUUUAAUUUGAUCAUCUGAAUAAAGUAUGAUGUUUGAAAUUG
Rana temporaria (common frog) is the source of this 2986-nucleotide messenger RNA. RefSeq names its product phosphoglucomutase 5 (gene PGM5). NCBI's taxonomy places the organism in Eukaryota, Metazoa, Chordata, Amphibia, Anura, Ranidae. Gene Ontology annotation, cellular component: cell-substrate junction; adherens junction; cytosol. The coding region runs from base 447 to 2147 and encodes 566 amino acids. Gene Ontology annotation, biological process: myofibril assembly; striated muscle tissue development; carbohydrate metabolic process. The transcript has 11 exons. The record is from RefSeq and is a predicted model, not a curated record. Gene Ontology annotation, molecular function: phosphoglucomutase activity; magnesium ion binding.